Microtus oregoni (creeping vole) is the source of this 7348-nucleotide messenger RNA. It is a transcript of the gene Cracd, whose product is annotated as capping protein inhibiting regulator of actin dynamics. The record is from RefSeq and is a predicted model, not a curated record. The transcript has 11 exons. Gene Ontology annotation, biological process: maintenance of gastrointestinal epithelium; negative regulation of barbed-end actin filament capping. Lineage: Eukaryota; Metazoa; Chordata; Mammalia; Rodentia; Cricetidae. Bases 485 to 4342 code for a protein of 1285 amino acids.
GCGGGGAGAGCAAUGGAGGCCGCGGGCGCCUGAGAGCUGGCCGCGCUGCUGGGGCUGCUGCUGCGGAGGCUCGGCGGGCUGGGACAUUCCCGGGACGCGCGUCGUCGGUCAUCACUCCCUGCACCGUUGGCGCCCGGUGAAACCGCAGUUCCCAAGAGCUGUGAUCCCCAGGGUGUCCGGUGUUGCAUCCCGGUUCCUGACACACAUACCCCCAAGGGCAGGUCUACUUCUUUGCAAGAAGAAAGGUUUGGUGGAGAAUUAUCCAGCAACAAUAGGAUCUGUGUCCCUUCAGAACGACAAGAAGAAGGGAGGCAAGUUCCAGCCUUUUAAGAAGUUGUUUGGCAAAAGGAAAAAGAAGAGCACCCUGCUGUCCGGGGAGGGACCAGCUGAGAGGCAGAGGCACGCUCCCCAGGGCGCCAGCAAUGGGACCUUCUCUUCAGAUGAGGAGCCCCUGGAAAGCAAUCUGAGGUCCUCCACCCGUUCUAUGGGAGCACGGGCCCUCUCCCAUGACAGUAUUUUUAUCCCUGAUGGGGGAGCAGAAAAUGAGCAGACAGUUCAAGCAAUGUCACAGGACAACAUCCUGGGCAAAGUCAAAACUCUUCAGCGACAGUUGGGCAAGAAUAUCAAGUUUGGGCAGCGGCCAUCGAAUGCCAUUCCCAUGAAGAAGGCGGGCAGUGCGGACGCUAGCUCUGAUGAGGACUUCUUCCUGACCAGUCCCAUGGAAAUUGUGACUCAGCAGGAUAUUGUCCUCUCAGACCCAGAGAACAAAUCUAGUGACACGCCAAGUUCCUCCAGUCCUCUGAAUCUACCUGAAGCCAGAAGUGAGAUGGAAGAGAAGGUUGCUCCAGUUAAACCCUCUCGGCCAAAAAGGCACCUCUCUCCUGCUGGCACCAUUGAAAGUGUCAAUCUGGACGCCAUCCCCCUGGCGAUUGCUCGUCUGGACAACAGUGCUGCCAAGCACAAGCUCUCUGUGAAGCCAAAAAACCAGAGGGUGUCACGGAAGCACAGGUGGCUUUCCCAGGAUCGUCAGAAUGAGCCAGGCAGCUUUGAGAGGCAGUUUUCCCUGGACCAGAACGGGCAGCCGGGAGAAGACAAGCACAUUUGGCAUGAAGAGGAACCAGAACCUCUGGAUUCCCGCGAAGACAAAAGACUCCAGGAAGAGUAUUGGCAGGAACUUGAAGCCAAGUGCAAGCGACAAAAAGCCGAGGCAGCUGAGAAGAGGCGCCUGGAAGAGGAGAGGCGGCAGGCACUGGAGAGGAGGCUUUGGGAGGAGAGUCUCAGAGAGGAGCUGCUGGAAGAGGAGGAAGGCAAGGAGGAGGAGCUGCAGCUAGAGGCAGGGAAGGCACCUCCAGGGGAAAAGCAGCAGUCUGGUCUGGAGGAGUGGGGAGGUGCAGAGUUGGGGGAAGCUGAUGACCCCGAGAACCUAGAGGCUGAAAAGCAUAGGCGUGAGCAGGAAGAUGCUGAGAGGCAGGAGGAGGCACUGAGGCAGUGUGAGGCCGAGAGGCAGGAGGAGGAGCUGAGGCAGCGGGAUGCCCAGAGGCAGGAAGAGGAGCUGAGGCAGCUCGAGGUCCAGAGGCAGGAGGAGAAACUGAGGCAACUCGAGGCCCGGAGGCAGGAGGAGGAACUGAGGCAGCUCGAGGCCCAGAAGCAGGAAGAGGAACUGAGGCAACUUGAGGCUCAGAGGCAGGAGGAGAAACUGAGGCAGCUUGAGGCCCAGAGACAGGAAGAACUGAGGCAGCUCGAGGCCCAGAGGCAGGAGGAGAAAAUGAAGCAGCUGGAAGCCGAGAGGCAGCAUGCUCAGGAGGAGGAGGCCAGGAGGAUGCUGCAGGACCUCAGGCAGGAAGAAGAAGAGGAGGCCAAGUGCACAGAAGAGCUGAAAGGAUGGGAAAUGGAGGUGCAGGGCAUGGACGAAAGCCCGCGGAGUCCAGGAGAGAGCCAGCCUCGACUAGCGGAAUACACUAAUCAGCAAAGCCCACUGCAGCGGGACCUUGAGAAGCCAGAGGAACAAGAAAACCUCGAAUCCGUGGGACAGAAAGAGAUGGCCCAGGAGCAGAAGGAAGAGGCUAAGAUGACCAGUGAGCCAGAUGGGCAGAGGGAAGACUUGGGCACGGAGUGCAGUGAUGUAGACAUGGAAGGGAGAGAAGCCACUCAGAUAGAUAUCCCCCUGCCAGGAGAGGUGCAGAUGGGCAGAACGCUGGCCUCAGAAGACAAGAACGAAGCUGUCGCUGCAGAUAAGGACCGAAAUGUGGAGGAGCUCCGGUGGCAAGAGGUGGAAGAGCGGCAGACCAUGCCCCGACCCUACACAUUCCAGGUGUCCUCUGGGAGUAGGCAGAUUCUCUUCCCCAAAGUCAACCUGAGCCCAGUGACACCCGCCAAGGACGCAAGCCUGGCUCCAGUGGCCCAGGAACCACCUGUGCCCAGUGGCGCCACCCCACACGCCCUGCCCUCGGCACUCAGCAUCCCUCACACGGCCAUUCUGGUCACUGGAGCGCAGCUCUGCGGCCCAGCGGUCAACCUGAGCCAGAUCAAGGACACGGCGUGCAAGUCCCUUCUAGGCCUGUCAGAAGAAAAGCGGCAGGUGGAUAUCCCCACGGUGGAACCCAGGGCCACCAGCAGCAAGGCCAGGCCUCCCCCAGAGUCGCCGAGCAAUGCCACUGCGCUAGCCGAGUGGGCGUCCAUUCGAUCCAGGAUCCUGAAGAACGCAGACGGUGACCAGCGUGGUGACAGAGAGCCGGCCAAAGCCGGGGAUGAGCCCGCUCCCCGAGCAAGGUGCGAUUCCCGAGGGAACAUGCGCAGGACGCAGCCAGUCAAGUUCUCUAUCAUGCCUGCCUGGCAGAAAUUCUCGGACGGAGGCACAGACACCUCCAAACAGAGCCUGGACGGUGGUGAAAGCAUGAGGAAAAAACCCGGGCCAGCAGCAGGUGAAGAAACAACACCUCAGCCUCUGCCUGCCGCUCCGGAGCUUCGGGAGUGCCUGGAGAAGAAGCAAGAGGUGCACCAGGAGCCACCAGACACCACUGACGGAUGCAAAUUUGCCAAAGACCUUCCAUCUUUCCUCGUUCCAGGCCUGCCUUCUCCGCAGAAAUCUGCUUCCCGCACAGGGUCCACGACCACUUUGGACAGUACCACGAGUGAUGUGGGACAGCCAGACCUUGUCAUCUCAGGAGGUGAGGAAAAGGCCUCGCCCUUCGGAAUAAAGCUGAGAAGGACCAACUACUCCUUGCGCUUCCAGUGUGACCAGCAAGCCGAACAGAAGAAGAAAAAGAGGCACAGCAGCAUGGGAGACACUGUGGAUGGUGGCACUCCCGCAACCGGGAGCAACCCUGGAGAGAAAGAGCCUGAAGCUGUGACCCUCAAGCCUGGCACAUCCCAUCCCCAGGAGAAAAAGCCAGCCCUAGCCCCUCGAAGGGACUCUGCCGAAAUCCCUUCUAGCCGUCACUCUGUUGCUGUAGCUCAGUCAGGGCUGCCACAAGGUAGCCAGACCCCAGCUCCAGGGCAGGACAAGGCAGCAAGCAAAAUGCCACCAAUGCAGAAGCCAGCCCUGGCUCCCAAGCCUACCAGCCAGACGCCACCUUCAUCGCCGUUCUCCAAACUCAGCAGACCUCACUUAAUAGAGCUGCUUGCUAGGCGUGCUGGGAAGGUGGAUUCCGAGCCGAGUGGGGCCUGCAGGGAGAGCCAGGAGAACAGUGAUAACCAGCCACCCUCACCACCACUGCCAGAGGAGCUGAAGGGACAGAAGAGGGUCGAGGAAGAGGUGCCAGAAAAGAAACCCGCUUCCCCGCCUCCAUCAGCCAGCCAGCAAGAGAGACCUUCCUUGACUCCUGAAACAGGAAGAAAAGAGAAGCCCAUGCUCCAGAGCAGGCACUCUGUAGAUGGCUCCAAAUUAACAGAGAAAGGUGAAGCUGCUCAGCCGCUGUGGAUAACAUUGGCACUGCAAAAGCAAAAGGGGUUUCGUGAGCAGCAGGCCACUCGAGAGGAGAGGAAGCAAGCCCGGGAGGCCAAGCAAGCAGAGAAGCUCUGUAAAGAAACUGUCAGUGUCAGCCCGCAGCCUGGAAGCAGAGCCGGUUCCCUGCACAAGUCCGCCACUCCGUCGGAAGAGAAGAAGCCUGAGACUGCAGUGUCCAGGCUCCAGCGCCGAGAACAGCUGAAGAAGGCCAACACUCUUCCCACAUCCGUGACAGUGGAGAUCUCAGACUCUGCGCCCCCAACACCGCUGGUAAAGGAGGUCACCAAGAGGUUCUCCACUCCAGACGCUGCCCCCGUGUCUACAGAACCUGCCUGGCUGGCUUUGGCCAAGAGAAAAGCAAAGGCCUGGAGCGACUGCCCACAAAUCAUUAAGUAAACAGUGACUCUUUCCCAUGUCUGUGGCCAGUUGCUGGCUCUUCUCUUGCCCUUUUUAUUUAUUUAUUUUUUUAUAUGUGAUAAAGAAACCAAGUUAGGGAAAAGAAGCAUGUUUUAUAGGCUCUAAAAUAAUGUUUAGAAACUGCACUGGUGGUGUUCAUUGUAAAGAGUGUAUUUGCACAACCCUGGGUCCUGGUGCCUUGAGCUCCCCUAGUUCUCAAGAGACAGUUUUGGCUGAGGGACCACAUGAAGCAAAAUCUGCAAAGGAGAACUCAGGAGAGCCUGCCAUGCCCAUCUGUGCCCAUCUAAAUCUGCACAGGAGAGCUCAGGAGAGCCUGCCAUGCCCAUCUAUGGUCCCCACAUAUACAUGCACACCCACGCACCAUUUCAGAUUAUAUCCUUUUGCCAAUCUAUUACUUUUUUUAUUUUGAUUCUCUACUCUUCUACCCCAAACAUUUACCCUGUGUGUUUGCAUAUGGAACAGUGACAGGUUCACAUGUACAUAAAACAUGGUAUCACUCUCCUGGAUGCAGUGACUGGGAGAAUAAGGAAAAGCUGGCCCCCAGCUCUGUGCCUGUCUGGUUUUCAUGACUUUUUUUCCCACCCUAAAACCACAACGUAGCAAACCACUCAUACUGACUGAUCCAUGGUGUACCCUGUUAUAGCAGUGCCCUCUUUAAAGACCAAGGACUGUCUGGCCUCGCUGGCUCCAAAGGAACAAACUCUGGGUCAGAGCUGUCGCUGAGAAGACUCCUCAUGUAGCGCAGUGGCUCUCCAGCAGCCCGGGCGGCACUCCCAGAUAGAUCCUGGGAGCACAGGGCCUAGGAUAUAGAUUUUAGGAGAGACCCUUCAGAUGAAUUCUGAUGACAUCCAAAAGUUAAGACCCUGGUGUAAUCUAGCUUUUCACGUUAUGAAGAGAAGGCUUGUCCACCCAAAGAUGCAAACGUGAGACAAGAAAAUAAAACCGUCACCCAAACCAGCCAUUUAUGUACGAUAGUUUAGGUUGUUGGCAUUACAUGCCUCUGAAAUUUCCCCUUGGCCUUAAGGGAAAAUGAACAAGCCAAGAUGUGUAACCUAUUUGUUCUAAGGACUUCUUGUAGAGAAUUUUUUGUUCCUCUCUUGUACUUGAAUAAUUCAGAGUCGAAUGUUCCAAAGCAUUUACAAUGUAGAGCAUUCACCUUGAUACCUUUAAAAGAAGCAUCUCAGAGUUUUACGUGGCCUUGUUAUCAUACACAUGUGCACACAAGGGACUUGGCAAUGUCAAAGCCACAUGUAUUUAUGUUUAUUUCUCUAGAUUUGCUUUACAUGACACUAGACAUACCAGCAAAUGCCUACAUACUGCUGGCAAUCACUUUGUAUUUCCCGGUGUUGGCAUCGUUUCCUUUUCUAGGUGUAGGAUCUUAGCCCAGUGCAGGGGAUUCCCUCCCUUUUGGUCCCCCGCACUAACAUAUUUUAUAGCAUACAUCACUCCUUUUCCUCUGUGCUUACUCAAUAUGCAAUGUGCUGUCAUUCUGUCUGCUCCACAGGAUGACAGGGAUGCUGUUUACCACAUAGAAACCAUUUUCUCUCUAGAAACAGUGGCUCAGCUUCAUGAAGCAGCUGGCAUGUGUGGUCAAGAAGCUGUACUAUAGCAAGUUGGACUUAGUAUUAUAUUUACUGGACCUUCUGACUGUUAAGAAUCAAUGUAACUUUUUUGUUGUUACUGCUAUUGUAAGCAACUAAUAUUCCACUGCACGUUUCCCACACUGGUAUUCAUUUCUAAAUCUUAUGUGUAGACAAUUGUUAGUUCAAUGAUUUCCUCACUGAUAGAACACCCAAAGCCCUAGAGUUAUAGAAUGUGAAUCUUCCCACCCAAAACCCUAGAGUUAUAGAAUGGGAAUCUUCCCACCCAAAACCCUAGAGUUAUAGAAUGGGAAUCUUUCCACACAAAGCUCUAGAGUUAUAGAAUGGGAAUCUUCCCACACAAAACCCUAGAGUUAUAGAAUGGGAAUCUUCCCACACAAAGCUCUAGACUUACAGUGCCACAGUGAUUCUUCCAAACUGGCUUCUUCCUCCAUCCUCUCGGCUUUGGCCAGUACCACAAUCAUGGCAGCAAACAGGACCAGAAAUAAGAUGGCUAAAGAAGAAUAGGGCUGGGCAUGGUGGCGCAUGCCUUUUACCCAACAUUUGGGAGGCAGACACAGGUGGAUCUCUGUGUGUUCAAGGCCAGCCUGGUCUACAUGAUGAGUUCCAGGCCAGCCAAGGCUAUACAGUGGAGACCCCGUCUUAAAACAAAUUAAAGAAAGACUAGUAGAUGCGUUCAUACUGACUCGAUACCAUGAGCCCACACACAGUACAAGAUAUAGCGUAGUUAAAAAUGCCCCACGGAUAUCUUUAAAGAAGAAUCUACCGAAGAACAGGCGGCCGUCAUUCUUGCUGAAAAAGCACAUGCUCAACAUUACAUUUCCAAGUCACCCGAACCUGCACUGAGUACCAAGGAAGUGUUACUCUGCUUCAGUUGUGUUGCGCUUGUCUCAGCAACAAACUAUGGAAAGUUCUGUGAAAACAAAAGUUCAAGACUUUUUUUUUUUAAUGAAUGACUGCUAUAUUAAAUAUACAAGCUCUUUAAAUUUAAACAUACUUCUGACAAGGUUAUAUAGGUGAUUAACCUCUGUUCAUAGACUUACAUAUGGAAGUAGAGUUUUUGUUUACUUUAAAGAUGUUUCAAGUGCAAUUGUUUCUUAUAAAACAUGAUUGAUUACCAUGAAAUUCUCACUUUAGCUGAUCAUCUACAAAUGUAUAGUAUAUAUCCACCGUCUCUUCUCGUGAUUUUAGUUUGCUUAUUUUAAAGCAGCAACAUUAGCUACAAGUGUCUUGCAAUAUUUUUACCAACAAUAAAAUUAAAGUAGAUACUUAAUAAAAAAUUCCUUAGUGUGAUUUUAAUAUUAUUUUGAGAUUUUGGUUGUAUACAGUUUGAAUGUAAAAAAAAAAUGUCCAUUAUUUAAGGGAAAAGACCUUUCAAUAAAAU